Orussus abietinus is the source of this 1952-nucleotide messenger RNA. RefSeq names its product guanine nucleotide-binding protein-like 3 homolog (gene Ns1). Gene Ontology annotation, molecular function: GTP binding. Gene Ontology annotation, cellular component: nucleolus. The transcript has 8 exons. Lineage: Eukaryota; Metazoa; Arthropoda; Insecta; Hymenoptera; Orussidae. The coding region runs from base 127 to 1869 and encodes 580 amino acids. The record is from RefSeq and is a predicted model, not a curated record.
GGUUACUCAUCAUUUUAUCUUUUCUAACCUAACUCUACUAGAUAUACACGUGAUUGAUUUGAAACUGUCAUUUUAUUAAAGAAGAAGCGCUUUUUUUAUUGCAAUCAAUUAUUUAACAGAAUCACAAUGGCCAAAUUUUGUCUAAAAAAACCGAGUAAACGAAUGCCUGCUCGAAAGAGGUAUAAAAUUGAAAAGAAGGUUCGAGAACACAAUAGGAAAUUGCGAAAAGAAGCGAAGAAACAUCCAAAAAAAAAGGCAAAGACGAUUCAGGUUCCAAAUCAAUGCCCAUUUAAAGAAGACAUAUUAAAGGAAGUUGAGGCAAUGAAGAAGCAAAGGGAUGAGGAAAAAGAAAAACUGCGGGAGGCAGCUCGUGAGAAGAAACGCGAAGAGCUUGCUAAUGGCUUGCAAGGUCUUGUUUCUAAGGCGGAAGCUAAUCAAGUCCAACAUGAAGCAAUGGCAGUUGAUACUAGUUCGAAUAUCAUAAAAACACUUGUACAAAAAGAAGAGUGUUCGUUGAAAGCAUAUUAUAAAGAGUUUAAGAAAGUAUUGGAUGCAGCUGAUGUAAUUCUUGAAGUGGUAGAUGCUCGCGAUCCUUUGGGAACUCGAUGCAAGCAGGUCGAAGAAGCAGUUCAAGCUGCACAAGGAAAUAAAAGACUAGUCCUUGUUUUAAAUAAAGCAGAUCUUGUUCCCAGGGAAAAUUUAGAUCAAUGGUUAAAGUACUUACGAGGCAGUUUACCAGCAGUGGCAUUCAAAUCAUCCACACAGGAUCAGUCCAAGCGAUUAGGUAGAAGAAAAUUGGGAAAGAAGACUGAAAAAAUGAUUCAGGGUGGAACUUGCUUUGGUGCAGAAUUAUUACUUUCUUUGCUAGGAAACUAUUGCAGAAAUAGUGGAAAUGUUAAAACUAGCAUUCGUGUGGGUGUAGUUGGACUUCCUAAUGUUGGCAAGUCUAGUGUCAUUAACUCUUUGAAAAGAAGUAAAGCUUGUAAUGUGGGAAACACACCAGGAAUAACAAAGUCCAUGCAGGCAGUACAAUUGGAUUCAAAAAUAAAAUUGUUGGAUUCACCAGGAAUUAUCUUUGCAAAUCCAGCAGCUAAUAGUACCGAUGAAUCGAUUGCUUUAAAGAAUGCAGUUAAAUUAGAGACUCUUAAGGAUCCAUUUACUCCAGCAACUGCAAUUUUAAGAAGAAUUUCGAAGGAGCAAAUAAUGGAGCUUUACGAUAUGCACGAUUUUUCAUCGCCAGAGGAAUUUUUUGCCAAAAAAGCUGCAAGAAUGGGAAAAUUUAAGAAAGGUGGAAUUCCUGACAUUCUGGCUGCAGCUCGCGGAGUUUUAGCUGACUGGAAUUCAGGAAAAAUUAGGUAUUACACGGUACCACCGGAAGAAGCGUCAUGUCAGUUAUCGGCGGAAAUCGUUAGCCAAAUGGCAAAAGAGUUUGACAUAAAUAGUUUUGCUGCAGAAGAGAAGAUAAUGCUUGAUGAAGUGGAGACUGCAGCAAACGGUAAUGAUACUGUCGUCAGUCCUGUUGUAAUAGAUAGUGCAGGUCCUGUGGAGGCAAUCAUGGAAAUUGAUGCAAAGAAAGAAGGGGAAUUCAAAAUAGCUGAAAAAAAGAAGAAGCAGAAACUUCGAAAGAAAGAAGCGAAGGCAAAGCAAAAUUUGAAUAAACCAAACAAGAAAAAAGACGAACCCUUGUUCAAACUUGAAGGAAAUCAGAAAUUAAAUAAACUGAAUAAACUUCAGUUUAAAAAGGAAAAGAAGGAACGCGCGAAACGAGAGAAAGAAGCCGGAAAUCUAGCCAACCAACUGAAGGGGUUUAAUAUAGAACAAACCGCAUCAGACGAUUACAACUUUGCAACUGAUUUCUCUCUCACGUGAAAUUAGUUCAGUAUUGUAAUUACAUUUAUACUCUGAUUCAAACUUGUAUCAUAGUGCAGAAUAAAGGAAGAGAUCAAGUUGGA